Messenger RNA from Leishmania mexicana MHOM/GT/2001/U1103, 885 nucleotides. RefSeq lists its product as hypothetical. Lineage: Eukaryota; Euglenozoa; Kinetoplastea; Trypanosomatida; Trypanosomatidae. The record is from RefSeq and is a predicted model, not a curated record. The coding region runs from base 1 to 885 and encodes 294 amino acids. The transcript has a single exon.
AUGCGCUCCUCCUCUUUGCUGCGGUGCUCCAACCUGCGCACCAUCGGCUUGGAUGGGGGUCACACCCACACAACAGCAGCGGCGAUCAAAGUCACCUUCGCGGAGCAGACACACUCCUCCCUCCCUGAAACCGGCGGCGAUGCAGCAACGCUCCGGCAGGUGAAGGGCGCCUGCGAUGCCCUGCGCAGCCGCUCUAGCACAGCAGCCCUAGGUGCUGGCGUGGCGGUCCCCUGCACCGACGCGGGCACUGGCGUUUCCAAGAUUGCCGCGUCGAUCUCGAAGCGCACGCACAUCCGCGAAGAGCGCUACAACAGCGGCGGGCGCCGCGGAGGCGCGUACACCGGCACGUGGGACUACGGUUCCGGCCAGCACUACGCCAACGAAUCCACGCGGAACUUUUAUCGCCGCUACAGCGCCAACUACUAUGACCCGAGAUCGACCGGCUUCACGCGAGAGGAGGUGGCUCAUGCGGAGCGGGUCAUGCGGCUGCACAGGCUGAAGGCCAUCUUGUGGAGCUGCCUCGUGUACGGGAGUGCACUCUAUCUGCUGCUUGAGUUUUGGCGCGGUAGGGUUGCAAAGAGGAUACAAGACAGCGAUGAGCCGUCCUAUCGGCAGCUGGGAAAGGCACGACGACACGAUCAGCUCCCUCCGAUGCGGCUGCAGCUACCGCCGAGGUUGACGGAAGUGCAAACACCUCGAUACCUGACGGAGUGCAAUGAGCGUUCACGACAUCGAGAGCUUGCUGCGGAUGACGGAUGCGCUGCGCCUUCCUGUGAGAGUGUGCCCUCUGGCACGCAGCCGAGGCCCCUUAGCGUGUCUGCAACGCGCCGUGCCGUGGGUCUUGACGGGGGAGAUGAGGAUGACGAUGACCAUGAUGAAAGCUAA